CCAAUGCUGGUAGCAAAGCUAAGUUUUAUCGAUUUGGUAUGGCCAAAAAGUUUGAAGUUAAGUCAAGUUUAGUUUUUGGUUUUAGUCGCAAACGAACCGCGUCAACGAAGCAACUAUCUAUGCGCAUGCGCACUAAUAAACAUUCAGAAGGAAAUCAACGAAUUAAGAGAUAUUGCAAACAAAGAUAUCGAACACAUAAGUAACUGUAUUACAAAAUCUAUUGACUGGUGUUAUAAAUUUAUACAUACAUACUCGUACUAAAUAUGUACACACAUAUAUCAAAUAAAGUUAAAUUUUUCUCAUUUUUAAACUUUGAUUGAGCUCAGUGGUUCAGUGUUAUGAGGACGAUGAAGUGACCGAGUGUCUGUCGGUGAAUGCGCUUAGCAUUUAACUUUAAUUACUUUAUAAAAUGUUCGUAUUUUUUUUUAAGACGAGUAUUAAGUGAUUCGAUUUGAAAAGAGUUGCUAAUUGUAGUUGAGGUCAGUGUGACCUUAGUUGGGCCUUUGGGCCAGAUAUGUAUGUACGUACAAGAAAACCAAAACAAAAACAAAAACAGGUAUUUAUAAGAGAAAGAGAAACAAAUUAAAAUAAUAAUACAGAGGCAAUAAUAAAUAAACCAUAACAACAAAACUCGACAAUCAGACUGUCGAAUGGAAAAAUGAAAGUACAGCAAGUGUUGCAGCCACAUUGGCUCUCGUUCAUCUACUCCAUAGCCAUUGUUAUUGCCGCCGUUGCUGAUUACGCAAGCGCACUGCAACAGCCACCGCCACAACUGGAGCCACAAGCACAGCGUAAGCAAGAGCAGCCAACAACUCGGUUCCAAAAACAACCUCAACAUGCGGAAGUGAACCAUACCGCAGGUGAAUCGUUGAGUUUUGGCUCAAAAAUUGUUGAAUAUCCUGUCGCCAAGCUAAAUAGUAGUAGCUCUACUGCUAUCAAUGCUACCCACCAUGAAAAGCAAACAACAAGUGUUAACAAAGAAAAACAACAACCACAGAAACAGCAACAAACAAUCAUACAUGCAUCAGAUACGACGAAUGUUGCAUCAGCGUCAAGGGUUGCACGGCGCUAUGAUGCACCCAUCGUUCCAGACACUCAACUAGUUGCUCAAUAUGACUUGCCGCUGGUGAAAAAAAAUCGUCGGACUAACAACAGCACAGCAAAUUCAUCUACGACGACUCCCUCAGUGAUAUCCAGGUCAAAGCAGCAAGCUACAAAUUCGCGUUCAAACUCACGAGAUGCUCUUUCAAUUGCGGCAUCGUUGGGUCAGCGUUCCAAUUCUUUAGGUUCCCAAGCACAAAGCGACCGACAGCAGGUAGCAAAUCGUGCUGGCAAUUCAAAUGUUGCCAGUGGGGCGAGGCAGAAAGCGCGGAGGAGGGAUGAUAGGCGUAGUGGAGUUGGCGCUAAUCAACAAUCAUCUUUGCCAUCAGUUGGCACUGGAAGUCGGAGGGAAGUGAAUAAAUCGCGAAAAGAUGUGAGUGCAACAAAUUCAGCGCCGAGUGCAACAACGACUACUUUGACUUCAACGUCGGCUUCCACACCUACUACAUCCGUGGCUGUUCGCCCACCAUCGUUCACCAAUAGUAUUCCGAGCAAUCCUUUCAGCUUUUUCUCUCCUACACUUUGGGGCCUCUCCAGUCCACCCAAGGCGUCUUCAACUAAAAAACCACCAAAGAAAUAUACACCUUCACCACCAAUUGUAACUUCAACGACACCGAUUAAAGAGAAGAAAACUACUUAUCAAAAAGCAAAAGUUACCACAACAGUUCCAACAUUAUCUAAUGAGAUUCAAACAACCACAGCUGCACCGAAAAAGAGUACGACGGAUGGCCCAUUCCGUAUUGCGUUGCCCACCUUCAAUUUAUUUAAUGCGCCGUCCCAAAGGUCAAACGAACCGAUUAGCGAAAAAGACAAACGCAAUAUAGCGCAAAAUUUGCGCAAUCAAUUCGAUUGUCCACGGGAGAGUGAGGUACGUUUUCAACUCUUUCCCAAAAUCUGUAAGACCGAUGAGGAUUGCACCGUUUGGAAUCGCGAUGAGUUGUGCUGUGAAAUAUUUGGUGCAAAAAGUUGUGUUUCCGGUGUAUCCAAGCCACUUGAAGAGACUUCGCAUACACCUAUUUUGGGCUUGAUACCCCGUAAAUGCCCAACCCGACCACUAGCCGAGCUGUGGUGGCAAGUACAGGAGUGCGAAACGGAUACGGAUUGUUGGCCACGGGUUUGCUGUCCGGACGGCAAUAAGCGUUACUGUAGAACUUCGCAGCCGGAAUUGGAGACGGUACCAGUACCGGUGAAACGUUCGUUUAACUAUCUGUCUGAGUACCUUGAAUGCACGCCACCACCGCCGCCUAUUUUCGAUCUACAUCCAAAGACUUGUGCGUCAACUCUGGACUGCUUUCCCAAUGUUUGUUGCCAGGAGGCAGGCUUACGGCAUUGCCGUCCACCUAAAAAGUCUUUACUCACUUUGAUGGCGAAUUUUUUGAAUGUUGAUUUCGUCAAAAAGCUUGCACAAAAUAUCGUCAUAAAGUGAGGUUACUAAGUAAUUAAGGCAAACAUAUUUGCUCAAAAUCAAUUCGGAUUUUCCAAAAGAUGUAUUGUUUUCGCGAUCAAGUGAUAUGUACAUAUUUAUGUAAUUAUGUAGAAUAU
This is a messenger RNA of Rhagoletis pomonella (apple maggot), 2643 nucleotides long. Its product is annotated as mucin-5AC. The transcript is spliced from 4 exons. The coding region runs from base 659 to 2527 and encodes 622 amino acids. NCBI's taxonomy places the organism in Eukaryota, Metazoa, Arthropoda, Insecta, Diptera, Tephritidae. The record is from RefSeq and is a predicted model, not a curated record.